AUGUCCAACCCAGGCGACCCCGGCUGGAAAUGGUUCCCCAACGACAAGCCCUCAUGGCGCCUCGACGUCGUCACGCUUCUCGCCGUCAUCGGAGAGUCCGCCAUCGCUGAGCACUCGCAGACCAUCACCGCCUCGCUGCUCUGCAUGCUGCCCCGUCUGCUGCCCGCGCCCCAGGCCCUGCUGAAGCCAUCGCGGCCAACUCGACUCCCCGAGACGCACGCCAAGAUGGCCGGCGUCUACAGCGGCACCAUCCUGGAUUCGGUGGGGUUCUUCGCCAACAUCAUCACGCCGCUGGAUGCUCUGGCGCCGUACAGCUUCAUGGUGCUGGAUAUUCAGCACGCGCCGUCUGUGCCGCCGCCGAUUACCAAUGCGAACCAGCAUCACCACCACCAUCUGGACCAAGAUGGUUUUCGAGGCUUCAUUACUAGACACGUGCCUUGGGCUCAGAAACGGAGCGUGCCAGAUGCUACUUUGGGGGGGUUAUCUAGAGCCAAAGAGACGGACAAAGCACUGGAUCAUCGGUCCACGCCGCCAAAGAUCGCCGGACCGCCACACGAAGUCGACAUCGAGUCCCAGUCAAGAACUCCAACUGUGAGAUUCAACUCCGAGGUCGAAAUCAACGGCCACCCUGCACCGAUUCGCCGACGCACCACGGAGAAAUUCCAGGAUCUGCUUUCAACUGGAACCAUGGCCGUGACGGGUGGUCGGCCCAUUGUCCCUCCCAAACUUCUCUCGCCUCUCCAUAUCCUUUCCGCCUUUUCCUUCUUUCUCAGCAUCGCCAUCCUCGUUGCCGCCGUCAUAUGGCAGGACGGCACCGCAAUCAUCGCCAUCACCCUCAUCUCCUCGGCCUCCACCGUCGUCGGCUAUGCUUCCUCUUGGCGGCCAAUCCUCAUGCAACGCAGGCACACUAACGAUGUACCCCGCGGCGAUGUCAUGAUACGCACUCGAGAAGGAGCCUUUGUUUUAGUUCGCUGUCCGGAAGACGUUGCUCGCGAGCUUUACUCCGGAACCGAAGAGUGCGACUACUACGUCGGCGAGAGAGCCUACAGGUUCUUCAUGGCGCUCGGCACAAUCCUUCUCAUGCUUAGCGUCGUGCUCCUCGGAAACUGCACUUGGAACUCGCAAAUCUUCAUAGGAGGAUCGUACAUUGUCCUCAACGGGCUGUACUGGGGUCUGGGCAUGAUACCCCGGACUUAUUUCUGGGAUCUAUCGCGCUAUACCUGGGACGACGUCACCGAGGAAGACGGUCAAAAUGCCGAUAUCGUGACCGACCGAGAUGACGAACGCGAGGGCCAUCCGAGCUUCACACGGACCUUGUGGUAUGCCAUUCGCGAGACAAAAGCCAUUGGCUGGGUCGAGCGCAGCGGUGCCGCACCGGGCACACCUCAGUGGCAGCAGUGGCUCGGCGAGGCACUGCAAAAUGCAAAGAAUGGUAACCGUGGUUGGGAGGCCGUCAAAAGGAAGAAUGAGAUUAUGACGCAGGCGAGCAAAGAAGGAAACGAUCCUGCGACGCAGAGAGCGCCUGCAACUGAGGUUCAGGUUGCUGGAACGGGCACAGGAACUCCGAGAGCGACGUUUUGA
Trichoderma aggressivum f. europaeum is the source of this 1581-nucleotide messenger RNA. RefSeq lists its product as uncharacterized. Bases 1 to 1581 code for a protein of 526 amino acids. NCBI's taxonomy places the organism in Eukaryota, Fungi, Ascomycota, Sordariomycetes, Hypocreales, Hypocreaceae. The transcript has a single exon. The record is from RefSeq and is a predicted model, not a curated record.